GCCGCUCAAGUCUCCGGAUCAGGCAACUCAGGCCAGGGUCUCCGGCGUCAAUACACGGAGAUCGGUAGUCGGCUCGCACCACUCACACCCUACCCGGGCCGGCCCCUCCUCGACGUUGCUUCGCUGGCGGCCAAGGUUCCAUUUUGGAGCUUUACGACAUGUCAUUUUUGUAUUUCCUUUGCAAUAGAGGGACAUUCGCGGACGAGAAGGGGAGGGGUUGGUGCCGUGGUCAGCCUGAGGGGCUUCAGAGACACGUUGUUACGCCGGUUAGUCUUGGAAUGA
Molecule: messenger RNA, 282 nt
Organism: Colletotrichum orchidophilum
Lineage: Eukaryota; Fungi; Ascomycota; Sordariomycetes; Glomerellales; Glomerellaceae
Exons: 1
Source: RefSeq, a predicted model, not a curated record